UGGGCGGCGGCAGCGGGGCAGGAAAUGUGGCGCAGAGUCCACAGACCCAACACGCGGCGCACGCUGCUCACAAGCUCAAACCUCCGACCGAUCUCUGCUGCCUCUGUCAUCAUCAUCGUCGUUGUUGUUGUUGACGUCGCAAAAGCCGAGCUGCAAACCCAAGCGGACACCCAAAAGCGUCUCGCUUUCUUCAUUGCAGCAACAACAACAACAACACAUCCACGAAAGCUCGUUUUAACCGAAACGUAAAACUUUAUUUUUUUUUAAGUUUGUUCGACCGCCGCCGCCCACCGUGGGAUGUCAUUCUGCGGCUUAUCGAGUGAAGUUGCACUCCCCACGACUCUUCGCUUAAGUCGAAGCGACUAAACCGACCCCCCCCCCAAAUCGCUCGUUUUGUUGCCUCUUGCUUGGUAUUGGCCUGAGAUCUCUGUGCCACUGACGGAGGAGGAGGAGGGGGAGCAGGAAGGGAGCUCCACGACUCGCCAUGGCCUCACUCCGAGCCCUGCCUCUUCUCUGCCUGCUGUGCGCGGGGCUCAGCGCGGAGGACGUCCCCAGCGCGGAGGGCGUCCCCAGCGCGGAGCUCCUCGAGGAGCACGCUCAAGAGAGCGCGAGCGGCCGGUGGUCGCGGCAGCUGCAGGAGCUGGAGAAGUUCAGCGUCGUGGUGCCGCGCCUCGUGUCCGACCGCCACAAGCGGUAUCUUGACCCAAGCAGCGACGAGGGGCAUCCGGACAGCACGAAAUUUGAGAUCGAGAUUGAGGGGGAGACACUGGUGCUUGAGCUGGAAAAGAACGAGAACUUGAUAAGCCCUGCAUUUGACGUUACCUACUACCUGCCGAAUGGCACGCGGGUCACCCAGAAGCCAAAGGACCUGGAGCACUGCUAUUACCAUGGUCGGGUGCAAGGACAGCCAGACUCUGAUGUGAGCCUCAGCACGUGCGCUGGUCUCAGGGGCUACGUGAAUGCGCGGAACGUGAGCUACGGCGUGGAGCCGCUGGAGGGCUCCUUGAGAGGGGGCGCCCCCGUCUCCGAACUGCAGCACGUGGUGUACCGCGCGGAGCACAUGCGCAUGCCGCCCGGGGGGUGCGGCUUGCACCUCUUCUUCCCCCACGGCGACCUCAACGGAACGGAGCACGGAGGGUUCCCCCAGCACCUCCGAAGGAAAAAGCGCAACGUCCUAAACGAGACAAAGUAUGUGGAGCUCAUGGUAAUCGGCGACAAUAGAGAGUUUCAGUCUCAAAGCCAUGACGUGGAGAGGGUGAAAAGGCGCGUGCUUGAUCUUGCCAACAACAUGGAUGGGUACUACAAGCCGCUGAACGUGCGCAUCGCGCUGGUCGGCGUCGAGGUGUGGAACGUGCGAGACCUCAUCGUCCGGGACUACAGCGCCAGCGACACGCUCAGCCGCUUCCUCGAGUGGCGCAUGACCAACCUUCUGCCCCGCAAGCACAAUGACAAUGCUCAUCUCCUCACUGGAGGCGUCUUCUCCGAUUCGGCCAUCGGCAUGGCCCCUGUGUCAACCAUGUGCACUAAAGAUCGCUCGGGAGGAAUUUCCAUUGACCACUCGACGAGCGCACUCGCCGUGGCCUCCACGAUGGCCCACGAGGUCGGCCACAACUUGGGCAUGAACCACGACAUGCCGGAGCGCGGCUGCGUCUGCUCGGCGUCCGCCAACAAGGGCGGCUGCAUCAUGGAGCCUGCCUCCGGCUUCACGCCUGGGCAGGUGUUCAGCACGUGCAGUCGAAAGGACCUGCAGGGCAGCCUCCAGCAGGGAGUAGGCAUGUGUCUCUUCAACGUGCCAGGCCCUGGCGACCUGUACGGGGGCCCGCGCUGCGGGAACCAGUACGUGGAAGUCGGCGAGCAGUGCGACUGCGGCACAGUCCAGGAAUGUAACAAUGUGUGCUGCGAUGCCAGCACAUGUAUGCUCAAGAAAGGUGCACAGUGUGCCGAAGGGCUGUGUUGCAAAGAUUGCCAGAUUCUGAGCGAGCACACGCUUUGCCGUGGCAUCAUGGGAGAGUGCGACCUGGCCGAGUACUGCGAUGGCAUCAACCCCAACUGCCCGGGCAACGUGUUCCUCAAGAGCGGCUCCCCUUGCCAGGGCGGUGCGGCGUUUUGCUACACGGGCAUCUGCAACACGCUCGCCGAGCAGUGCCAGCAGCUGUGGGGAUCAGAAUCCGAGCCGGCCGAAGACCUCUGCUAUCAGGUGGUCAACGACAACGGGGACAAGUUUGGGAACUGUGGCCGUGACAAGUCCGGCGCCUACGUCGCCUGCUUGACCGCGAACAUCAUGUGCGGGAAGCUGCUGUGUCGGGGUGGCACGGGCCAGCCUAUCGUCGGCUGGGACAUGCAAAUCAUCGACACGAGCAUCACCAUUGGCAACGUGCAGCACAAGUGCCGCGGGACCUACUUCAAUCUGGGCAGCGACGUGCCCGAUCCGGGCUACGUGCUGUCGGGCACCAAGUGCGGAGAGGACAAGGCCUGCUUGAACCAGGAAUGCCAGAAAGUGUCGGUGUUCGGUGUUCAGGCGUGUAACAACUACUGCGGCGGUCACGGGGUUUGCAACAACAACAACAACUGCCACUGCGAUGCUGGCUGGGCACCUCCCAACUGCUCCAGUCCAGGGAACGGGGGCAGCUUGGACGGUGGCUCUCCCUGGAGCCCCACUCCACCGAGCUACCCUCCGUUAAACCUCACAUCAGUAGUGAUUGAGAACAGCUCGUACGUGGGCUACCCGUCCACGAACCGCGCCACAACGCUAGACGAGAGCAGAUCAGUGUCCGCAGUCGUUGGUGUCAAUACGCCAGCCCACGGUAGCGGUCACGUGACCAAAACUCCUAACCUACGGAGUGUACCAGGAAGUCGAGAUGUUCCCGACGACUCUGUGGACAGUAAUAGUAAUUCAGGUAGCAACGCCGGCAAGGUGGCCCUGCUGGUGAUCUUCCUCUUGGUGGUGCCUCUCCUUGCCUGCGGAGUGGUGCUGUGCUACUGUUACCGGGAGGCACUCAAAAAGUCCUGGCAGAGUGGCCGUAAGCCGCGCGCUCAGACGUACAGCGAUUGUGCCAGGGACAGUCAUGAGGUACAGAAAAUGACAGAUUUGGAGGCCCAGGAGUUGGAAGGGGACAGCGAGGCUGGGAAUGGAGGGGAUGCUGGACAUGGCGGCAGGGUUCAGCAAACCGAGUUGCACACGGCACGGCCUGCACUGUCCCCGACGAGGCCAAAACCCCCGACGAAGCCACUGCCUAGCGGAGGUCACGAUCAGAACUCGACGACCAAUGAGCCACCGUAUAAACCACCGCCACCACAGAAACCGCUGCCUUCGAACCCGGCGAGGCGUCCCGUGAUGCUGUCACAAACCAAGAUCCCUUCGGGGCCAUCCUACGUGGCCCAGCCUGUCGUAGAGGUCACGCCCAGCAGACCACCACCUCCCGCACCCAAGAGCAAGCCCUCCUCCAAUGUCAGGGCCUGAGCCUCUUGGAAAUAUUGCUGAGCGAGUCACACCUGACAGGGCUUGAGACCAAGAAAAUAGCUCCACGUUCGGUAAUGAUAAGCAACAGUCCGGGCCAAAGCAAAGAUGUGAAAAUGACACUCGGUGCUGCUGUAUGCUGCGGUUUCGCAACUUAUAUCGGACACAACCAGCAAGAUACAAACAGAUGGCACCCUGGCAUCAUAACACGCGUCAAUUAUAAGAGCACAAAUCCACUGUUGCUGCGUGAUUUACAAAACUGACGAAAUGCCGAUUUAAGUUUGAGAACUUCUUUGGGUUUGCUGGUUCUGGAUGUAAAUAUCUUUUCCAGUUUGAGGCAAAUGUAUAUCACUGAGCAAUGUGCUCAGAGUAGACCAGCAAAUUGCUACAAAUCCAGUUUAUUUAGUAAAAUCACAAAUUUAAGUUUUCUUGCUAAAAAUACCUUGCUAAUUAACAAAAAAGUCCAAUCAUUUGUAUGUCAUCACCUUGAUAUGAUUUGACAAAAGCAUUAGAUGCUGUGAGGUAUAAUCAUAAUGCCAUAUCUUUCUCCAGGAAGGAUAAAUAUAUGGUAUUACUGAUUCUCAAAAUGUAUUAUCAGGUGGGUUCUGCAUUGGAAUGUUUAUCCAGCCCGUUUAAGGAAUCUGUUGAAUCUGGGAGGAAACUGGAAUACCCAGAGAAAAUCCAAACUUAUGAGAUGCAAACACACAAAGGUCAGCACAGAACGGAUCCAUGAACAGUACUUAUAUCUCCUUGACCACGUUAGAACUCGGUGGGUUUAAGUUUUCCAAACCUCUCCAUGAUCCACUAACCCUAGUCUCCAACACACUGGAUCACAGGCACGCACCACUAUGUCCUGGUUGAGUUCGUUGUUGUAUAUGUUGCAUUUUAAAACAAGUUACAAUUAAGGCAGUGGAAAUGUUGUCACAAUUGGCAUGUACAUUUCUAAUUACAUAUUUACGAGAAAUUGUUUAUUCUUAAAGUGUUUACUUAGUCACUGUAACAAAAUUCGUGGACUAUGGCCACACUUUCUCAAGUAAUAAUAGUACAUAUUAAAUGUUGAUUUACUGCCUAUUAAAUUGACAUUUGGUAGAGUUUAAUAGUAACAAUUGUUUUUAAAAAAAUUAUAUCAUUGUGGAAUUGUGAUUGAGCUGCAGUCCAACAAUUACAAUGAUCCUUUUAACCACCCAGACGAUUUGGCCGUAUGCGCACAUUUAUUAAGUGAAUGUGUAAAUGAAAUAUUUCUGUGGGUUACAAACUGCGAAAAUGCCUUUCUCAAAAUGUCGUAAAGAUUUGUAUGGCUUUUGUUAACUGACUUAUGCACUCCGUGACCAUAAUUAUAGUUUGACAUUACAUACCUACGAGCAACUUGAGACGUUUUUCAAUGUUAGUGGUGUUCCUCUGUGACUAAAUUAAAUGUCUUAAAUAAUAUAUUCUAUAAGAAAGGGCUUUUUAGAAAUACUUGACAUAUUUUCCUUUUAUUAUAUUUUAUUAAUCUAGUAUAUACUGUAGUUGAAUUGUAAUUAAAAAGAAUUAUGGGUAAGUGGUUGUGUAUAGUUUGUAUAAAUCUGUUAUCACUUUGUUGUACAAUUCCAUCUUUUUUUUAUAAUAAAAUCGUGAGAAUUAUGACAAAUGACAUUCUGCCAGAACGUACAAUGACACGUCGUAUAUAUUAUCCUCAUAAGCAUAAAGCCUCUCCACGGAGGCCAAAUGACAAAGGGUUAUGGUGUGGUAGCGGUUCAUAUCUUCUAAAUAUAACUGCCAUUAUAUUUCGAAAAAAAAGUGUGGCAGUGUGAUAAAAAUGUGUUUUCUGAAAGUCAUUAUGGGGGAUAUUACUGUACCGCUCUCUUGCAUGAGUUUAGUGCAAUACAUAUAUCAAAAAAUCAAUUUCAUGCUAUGAAGAUUUCUGUUGAUGUUCUCUGUUAAAUGUGUUAUGGUUUGCGCGUAAUUAAGUUGUAUGACUCCUUGUACAGAUUUAUUGUUGGUAUGUUCUACGUUUGUCUUUUUAAAACGGAUUAAAUUUUUCAGGAUUACUGCAUCAGCAGUUUGUCUUACGCCUGAGGAAAAAAUGUUGCCGUACAUUGAACUCUUGUACGUUUCAAAGAGUGUUUCUGAAUGGCUGAAAAGGAGGUUCAUGCCAAAUGAAUGUGCAACUGGAUGGGUUUACUCUAGGAUUCGCUGCUUUUUAAAAAUUGGUUUUACAUUUACGUAGAUAUUUGGUGAUAUAAUCCACCUGGAAUAAUGAAAAUAAAGAGUAUCUGAUCUGUG
This is a messenger RNA of Lethenteron reissneri (Far Eastern brook lamprey), 5722 nucleotides long. RefSeq names its product disintegrin and metalloproteinase domain-containing protein 12-like. Lineage: Eukaryota; Metazoa; Chordata; Hyperoartia; Petromyzontiformes; Petromyzontidae. The record is from RefSeq and is a predicted model, not a curated record. Gene Ontology annotation, molecular function: integrin binding; metalloendopeptidase activity. Gene Ontology annotation, biological process: integrin-mediated signaling pathway; innate immune response; proteolysis.